UACCAGAUUCCUUCUCAAAGAUCAUUUGACAGACUUCAGCUUCUUGGAUCCACUGAUAAAUCAGUCCAAUCUGCUUCCAACAUGAGUGGACAGGGCUGUCAACUCCUGGUGUCCCCAUCAUUGAGCAUGAUCAGAGGACACCAGUCCCAGUCCAUCAGGAUGCCCAUGACUUCCCCCCAGCGGGCCAGUUUCAGUCCCUCCUCAGGUAUAGAGAAAAUGAAAAAAAGUGCGAUCCACUCCUUUACAUCUGGAAAACAAGGUGGAAGCCAUGUUGUUCUGCCUGCCCUGAGCCUCCAUAGACACGUAUUGACCAAUGGGAAACAUCCGAACGAGCAGACUGUGUCCCCACAACAAGGGCAUGCUCAUCAUCCUCCAACCACUACAGUGACCUCCACCAUACAGACAGGACCCUGCUCCUUUAAAAACAGCUUCAAAGGUAAAAACAAAGCAGGUUGCUCUAUGUCUCGGCCAUCUAUGGAAGUUUUUGGUCAGCCAGCAGCUGCUAACCUGACCGUGACCAGCAGUCCUUGUCUGUUGCCCCUGCAGCGGUAUACUGCAGAUCUUCCAUCACAUCCACAUGGUGCGCAGAUUCCCAUCACUGAAGCCAGAUCCUUACUGUCCAGAGAAUCUCUGGCAUCCACCACCCUCAGUCUGUUCGAGACACAGUCAGUGUUCAGCGGUAGACAUGACUGGCCGUAUGGCUACCGUGUGCUCCCUCCAGUAAGUCUACCACCGGCCAGCGAGAGAGGUGAGCAAAUCAGCCUCUCCCCUGGCACGGCCAUGUCUGGCACCACUGUAUCGGGAGGCACCAGCACCUCGGCCUCCCUGCCCUCGUACCUCUUUUCAUGUGACGCUGGAAGCCCCAGACAGUCUCGAGCGAAGAAGAGAGCUCUCUCUAUAUCCCCAUUGUCGGACGUAAUGGGUACUGAUUUCACCUCCAUCAUACGCACCUCACCCACCUCCCUCGUUGCUUAUAUCAAUGGUUCCCGCAGCUCUCCCGCCUCCCACCCCACUCUUUCACCUGUCCAGUCUGAAGGUUAUGGUCACUUCCUGGGUGUUAGAGGCAGCUGCAUCCCCCAGACUCAUCCCUACAGCAUGCCCAUUUCCUCACAGGCUCUGGCCCCACACAGAGAUGGUGGUUGUCUGCAGAUGCUUGAAGAGGGAGGGGGUCUGGAGAGCCAGAUGGCUAACAUGGUGGUGGAGCAGCAGUGCCUCCCAGAGGAAGGAGGGGCAGUGGUGAAGGCUUCAGAAAGCUGCAGCCAAACCACCAACAACCUGCUGCCAUCUCUCGAACUACAACCAGCCAUGUUGACGACUAUCCAAGAAGCCGCAACUCCACAAGGGCCUCCACCUCCCUACCACUCGCACCACCAGCACAUCCACCUCACCAGACGUCACUGCAAAUUAAAGCUACCUUCUCAGGACCCUCUCACACACGCUCUCGUGGUUCCUCCCAGGCAUGGCGUCAGCUUUUUACCCCAGGUGCCUAUGCUAGAGGAAGAAGAAGGAGAGCUCGAGGACUAUGGGGCGCUCUGCUGCAGGUGGUUGAACUGCAAUAAAGUCUAUGAGCAAAAGGAGGAGCUGGUGAGGCACAUAGAGAAACUACAUGUGGACCAGAGGAAGGCUGAAGACUUCACGUGCUACUGGGUGGGCUGUCCACGCAACCUCAAGCCGUUCAACGCUCGAUACAAGCUUCUUAUCCACAUGAGGGUCCAUUCAGGAGAGAAACCAAACAAGUGCACGUUCGAGGGCUGCAAAAAGGCUUUCUCGCGGCUAGAAAAUCUGAAGAUCCAUCUGCGCAGCCACACGGGGGAAAAACCCUACGUGUGUCAGCACCCAGGAUGUCACAAGGCCUUCAGCAACUCAAGUGACAGAGCCAAACACCAGCGAACACACUUGGAAACAAAGCCAUAUACAUGUCAGGUGCCUGGCUGUGCAAAGCGGUAUACUGAUCCCAGCUCCCUGAGGAAGCACAUCAAAUCCCACUCAACUAAAGAACGUCAGCUACGGAAGAAGAUAAAAUCGACAGCUGAUGUGACUCAGGACACGCUGACAGACUGUUUAACCAUCCACCCGCUACAACCAAGCCUUUCUCCUCUGGCAAGGAUCGACAACAACUUGAACUCUUCCCCUGGUGCAUCCCACGAGUCUUUCUCUGCUACUCCACAGGAUCAAGACUCCUCCAACAAUCCUCACCUGGCUCUGCUGUGCUCCCUACAAGAUAAUUACAGGUGUGUUGAUCCUUCCCCUCACCAGCUAUUCUCCAGGGACCAGUGUGGGCCUUGCUCUUCCACCUGCCACCCCCAUCCUCCCAAUGGGACAUCCCUGCAGAACAACUGCAAUCUAAAGCACCCCAGGCAGCCUGCUGGUCUAACAGAUCACAACCCAGAGCUCUCCAUGAGAAUAAGUUUGCUGUAUUCUACUCCACAAUAUGCUGGGAUCACAGCGCAGGCAAGCUCAACUCACCUAAUACAAGACGAUGCCUUUGGUAGCAGCCUCGCUCCAGCAGUCAAUAAUCCCAAUGGGGUGGCUGCUUUACCCUCAGCUCUUUCCUGUAAUACAGGAUUUGACGUCCACUGCCAAGUACAGGGUGUAACUCCUGAUGAAGAGGUUCAUGCAGAGGAUUUCUUCAGUGUGGUGGACCACAGCAAAAGCCAGCUCUCCUGCAUCUAUACGGAGUGAUAAUCAUCAACUGCUGUUCCUUUGCACUGUUUGAAGUUUUAAGUCAAAUGAUUAAUCGAAGUUAUAUUUUAGAUUAUACUGCAGCAUAUAGGCAGUUGUAUUAAAACCAUCUAAAAAGGAUGAUACUUUUCAAGCUAAAGCCUUUUUUCCCACCAAAAGUGCCAAGAACGUCUAGCCCUUGUGUCAUAGUAAACAACAAUCAACGCCACAUCUCGGACGCCUCACGACCUCCCGUCAGAAAGUGUUGCAUGUUUGAUUUUUUUUCCUGCCUUCUACGAUGUUUUCCAAUGUCCACACCAAAAAAGAAUGAUGGAGUUGGUGCUUCGAGAUGGAACUAUGAGAAGCUUGUCGAGCUCUGGCAACAACAUUUUUUCCGUUUUUGUUUACAGUUGGUCGUGCUGAUGGGUCGCUUACCACCGUGUGGCCUGUGAUUUUUGUCGGUCAAGUCAUGGCACUGUGAUCACCUAAUCUGGCACAGUGACCAUGGUAACAGACAAUAAGGUUGCGUAGUCUGAAAACGUAAAGAUUAGGCAAAUUCGUUUACUGAAGUAAGAAGAAAAGGAAAUUGAAGUUGGUCCUUAAGAAUUUAAAAGACACAAAAGUAAGACUGCUUAUAAGAUACAAAAAGCUUUAGGGUGUGACCGACACUGAAUGAACACAGAAUUGGAUACGCCAAUAUUUAAGACUAAUUCAUGGGAAAGAGAAUGUCAACAGAAGAAUCAGUUAAAUAUGAGGUCUCAGUAGUCUGAUUUGAGGAGGCUCUACUGUUUCCUUUGCCAUGGAAUCAGGACCAACAAUAGAGUCUUGAGAUUAUUUAUUUAGCGGAAGAAAUACAACAAUCUUUAAAUUCAAAUAAGUGACCUUGUUUUCAUAAUGGCAACUCGCAACAGGGUGCAGGACCCCCAACUCAAAGCAGGGGGGGAUCCUGUAACUCACAGAAACUUCAUCAGAGUUGUAAAUACCUAAGUAUGGUAUGGUGAAAAUUAAGACAGUUAAAAUACUUGCUACUCUGCCAGUUCUCAGGAUGCUAAGAGUUCUCGACUGAUCACAAACA
Labrus bergylta (ballan wrasse) is the source of this 3736-nucleotide messenger RNA. The record is from RefSeq and is a predicted model, not a curated record. Lineage: Eukaryota; Metazoa; Chordata; Actinopteri; Labriformes; Labridae.